AUGGAUACAUUAACGCGACACAUUCAAGGGGAGGUGUCGUGGUAUAUGUUAUUUGCGGAUGAUAUAAUUUCGAUUGACGAGAGUCGAAGAGGUGCUGACGAUAGACUGGAGGUUUGGAGGCAGACUCUUGAGUCUAAAGGUUUCAAGCUGGGCAGGACUAAGAUGGAGUAUUUGGAGUGCAAGUUUAGCGAAGUUACCCAGGAAGCAGACAUGAGUGUAAGGCUUGAUACACAGGUCAUCCUCAGGAGAGAGAGUUUCAAGUUAGAUAAGAUUAUGAAUGAAGUUAUUCGGGAUAUGGUGGGAGUGGCUCCUAUGGAGCAUAAGAUGCGAGAGGCGAGGUUGAGAUGA
Molecule: messenger RNA, 348 nt
Organism: Nicotiana tabacum (common tobacco)
Lineage: Eukaryota; Viridiplantae; Streptophyta; Magnoliopsida; Solanales; Solanaceae
Source: RefSeq, a predicted model, not a curated record